AUGUCAAUACCAGCAGCAGUAAAACAACGCAAGGUAGAAAUUCGACAUUCAGCGCUGGCCGCAGAAGAAAUAGCAACGUUUUAUUCCAACCAUCCUCACGGCGACUUGGUUGCAUCGGCCAUCAGUCUGAUGCGACGGAUGAAGUCUCUUAAAGAACCGACUUCUGUUAUACUCCCCGAAUUCAACAGAGUCCUCUCCAAAAUCGAGCCAGAGAUAUGGCGGUAUCGGUCCCCUGACUCACCAGAAUAUAAGUUCUGGGUCGAAUUGGUUGAUUUGAAGAUUAGGGUUAUCGAAUUGAAAGACAAAUAUGUGAAAGAGAUGGAGCAAGGACACAUUGAGGGUCACACGCCAACAAAGGUUACUGCAGAGGAAACAACAAAAAGGAGAUGGGGAUUCUUGAAGAAAACUUCAAAAGUUAAAAGCAAAUCGGAUUGCGGAGACGAAAAAAGAACUUCAUUACUUCGAUUGAAGGAUAUUUUUAUUCGAAAUAGGCGGCCUUCUACUGGCAAGAACUCAUUCAAUGGAUUUAUACAUCGGUUUACAUUCUAA
Molecule: messenger RNA, 549 nt
Organism: Paraglomus brasilianum
Lineage: Eukaryota; Fungi; Glomeromycota; Glomeromycetes; Paraglomerales; Paraglomeraceae
Source: the annotation of a GenBank genome assembly